Molecule: messenger RNA, 1879 nt
Organism: Puntigrus tetrazona (Sumatra barb)
Lineage: Eukaryota; Metazoa; Chordata; Actinopteri; Cypriniformes; Cyprinidae
Product: L-asparaginase
Exons: 7
Coding region: 753-1397 (214 amino acids)
Molecular function (GO): protein binding
Source: RefSeq, a predicted model, not a curated record
CUAAGCAGCCGCUUAGUUCGCUUAUGCCUUGGGACGGUGUUCAGAAAAAAACAUACUACCUAUUAGAUUGUGCUACAUAAAAUAUAUUUGCAAUUUAAGGGUAAGAUUAGGGUAAGGGUAUAUGUGAACGGGUAGGUUUAGGGUAGAGGUAGGUGUGGGCAUUAAAAAUAGUUAGCUAGGCUGCUACUAGAACAGACCAAGAGUUAGUCACAUGAUACGAGCUAACAGUUUACCUCAUUUGUAAUAAUACGCAUUUUUCGACGAAAAUGCCUAGCUCAUGAAUAUUAAUCGCGUUAUGUGAUGUUCGGUGAUUUAGGUUAUGCUCUGAUUUUUAUGAUGGAAGAAUACAAAAAAUUACUUUAAAAGAGCUUGGUGCACGAAAGAGUAGUCAAAGCAAAAGUUAAGAACUGGCUAAAAUAAAUAAAAGCUAAUAAAUAAUAAGUUACGCAGUUGGUUGCUAACGACGCAGACGACGGUCAUCGCUACGAAAGAAGCGAUUUAUUCGCUGUUCCUGUCAUAUAUCAGUUUCUACUUGAUUUAAGUUUUGGUGAUGCAGAAACCAGCUGUGGUGAAUACCAGCUUCAAGCCCAUCAUCAUUAACAGAGUGCUUGUCCGAGACAAAGACUUUCUGCAAAGACUGGGCAAAGUGCUGAAACUUAAGUGGCUACUUGGCAAGGAAGUCCAGGCAUGCAUGCGGUGCUAGUAACACAAUAAUUGACACAUUAAUUAAUUUUUGUAGGCUGAAAACUUCAAUGAAGAUAAGGAGAUCACUUGUUGACAGAAUCGUACCGUGUUUUGCUAGCGCUUCUGUGGAAAACAACGAUUUCUUCUCUCUAAGCGCCCUCCUACAGAAGAUGAAUGCCAAUUGUGGAAGCUAUGACGAUAUCACACCUCUUCAUACAGCCUGUGAGUUGGGGAACUUAGAGAUGAUUAAGUUCCUGCUGGCGAAGGGAGCGUCUCCUCAUAAGGUCAACCGUUUCGGACACUGCCCAUUUUACAUGGCCAUUAAGAACAGGCGCUGUCAUGCUGUCAAACUCCUGCUGAUGAAAGAAGUCACUGUUAAUCUGCACCCUGUGAGAAUUGCCAUGGAAAUGAUCCAAGCGGUACAGAACAGAGAUUACCCUCUGUUGCAUGCCUGGGCUCUGUCAGGGGUCGAUAUGGACACUAAAGACUAUGAUGGACGGACAGUAAUGCAUGAGGCAGUUUAUCUGAGAAACAAGUCCAUGGUCACCAAGCUACUGGAAUAUGGAGCCACACCACUGGAGAAAGAUGCGUGGGGACAGACAGCCAUGGAUAAUGCUCAACAUGAGACAGAAAUCAUGGCUCUUUUUGACCCUCUUUUCACAGUGUGUUGCCCCACUAAAGAGGACUAUCUGCUGUACAAGGCACAUAGAUAAAUAAGCAGUGUUUUUGUCCACAUAGUUGUUCUGUAUUUUUGACUUUCUUUCCUGCUCUGCUAUUCUGUAUGUAUGAAGAAGAUAAAUACACUGCUAAGAAACUAUGAAUAAUAAAUUUAGACUACUAAAUGUGUCUUGUAUACACUGCACAAAAAACCCUACUAAUAAUACUAAUGAUAAAUUUAUACUAAAAAAGUUAUGAUGUUAUCUUAUGGUGCACACAGUAGUCUCUGCUGUGUUUUGUUUGUUUGUUUGUUUGUUUGUUUUACAAUAAAAGUAGGACACAAAUUUAUACACCUUUUUUCCCUGCCAUUUUUCCCAAGUCUUAAGUCCCACAUCUAUGCGAAAAAAUGAUUAGGAUCUUCAGUAAAAAACAUGUCCACGAAGAUAUUUUGUACAUUUCCGACCAUAAAUAUAUCAAAACUUGCUAAGAACUUUUUUAAGAUCAAUUUUCUCAAUAUUUGAAUUUUUACAUAUUUUUA